AUGGAUUUACUUGUUCAUCCCAUCUUAACUCUAAUUAUAACAUUGUUUGUAGUCCUCUUCACAACUUUUGCAGCAUUGGCAUCAAAAAUUUACAUUGGAAAGUCAAUCAGGAACAAGAAAUACCCACCUGUAGUUGGAACUGUGUUUCAUCAGCUCUUGUACUUGAAUAGACUCUAUGAUUUCCAGGCAGAAAUGGCAAAAACACAACCUACUGUCAGGUUGCUUGGAGUUGACCAGAGUGAAAUAUACACAACCGAUCCUGCAAAUGUUGAACACGUACUGAAGACCAACUUUCAUAAGUAUUCGAAAGGUAAGUAUAAUCAAGAUAUUGUUAGUGACUUAUUUGGGCAGGGCAUCUUUGCCGUAGACGGCGAAAAGUGGAGGCAACAGAGGAAGCUUGCCAGCUUUGAAUUCUCAACAAGGGUGUUAAGGGAUUUCAGCUGUGAAGUUUUCAGAAGAAAUGCUGCGAAAUUGGCUCGAAAGGUUUCUGAGUUUUCUCAGGCUGGCCAAGUAUUUGACUUACAAGACUUGCUGAUGAGAUGCACCCUGGAUUCGAUUUUCAAAGUUGGAUUUGGAGUAGAUCUAAAUUGCCUGCAAGGAUCAGGAAAGGAAGCAACUGAAUUCAUCAAGGCCUUUGAUGACUCAAAUGAGCUAACAUAUUGGCGAUAUGUCGAUCCAUUUUGGCAGCUUAAACGGUAUUUUAACAUCGGUUCUGAAGCCAUCCUUAGGAAAAAUGUCAUGGUUAUCCGUCACUUUGUAGAUGACUUGAUCAGGAAUAAAAGGAAUCAGAUUGAUAUGCAAAAGGACUAUAAUGCCAAAGAAGACAUACUAUCAAGAUUUGUGGUGGAGAGCAGGAAGGAUCCAGAGAAUAUGAGUGAUCAGUAUCUACGAGACAUUAUUCUGAAUUUCAUGAUUGCAGGAAAGGAUACUACUGCAAAUACUCUUUCAUGGUUUUUCUAUAUGCUAUGCCAGAACACAUCAAUCCAGGAAAGAGUCGCGGAGGAAAUUGGUGAAGUUAUUGGAAAACAAGAAAGUAAAACUUGUAGUAUCGAUGAUUUUGUCGCAAGAAUAACAGAUGAAACAAUGGAUAAAAUGCAUUGUACUCAUGCAACAUUGACUGAGACAUUGAGGCUAUUCCCUGCGGUCCCAGUGGAUGGAAGAUGUGCAGAUGCUGAUGAUGUCCUUCCUGAUGGUUAUGAAGUGAAAAAAGGGGACGGUGUUUACUACAUGUCCUAUGCAAUGGCCAGAAUGCCAUACAUAUGGGGAGAUGAUGCUGAGGAAUUUCGACCAGAAAGAUGGCUUCAAAAUGGGAUAUUCCAACCUCAAUCUCCAUUCAAAUUUGUAGCGUUUCAUGCUGGACCUCGAAUUUGUUUAGGGAAAGAUUUCGCAUAUCGGCAGAUGAAGAUACUGGCAAUGACCCUUCUACACUUCUUCAAAUUCAGAAUGAGCAAUGAAGCCGAAAAAGUAACAUACAGAACCAUGUUUACUCUGCAUAUCAAGGAAGGCUUACACAUUCAAGCUAUCCCAAGAACAGAUGAAAGAGCUGUGGAGGAAAUAGACGAAGUGGGAAAGUUCCGAUAUGUUCAUUUUAUAAGUUACGUUUUUAAUUGUACCUCUUCUUCAAAUCAAGAAAACAUGGUGCCAAAAUUUGAUUUUACUGCCAAUCUAGUUGCUUUAGUAUCUGCUUUUAUAUGCAUUGGAUUUGCCCUUUUUGCCAUUGGUGUAGUAGUCAGUAGCAAAAUUCUGGAAAAUGGAGGGAAGAAGAAUAAGAAGAGGUUCCAUCCGAUUGGUGGGACAAUGCUACAUCAGUUGGCUAACUUCAACAGGUUGCAUCAUUACAUGACUGAUCUUGCCGGCAAAUACAAGACUUACAGAUUGAUUAGCCCUUUCCGGAAUGAAGUUUACACUUCUGAUCCAGCUAAUGUUGAGUAUAUACUGAAGACAAAUUUCGAAAACUAUGGCAAGGGAUUGUACCAAUAUACCAUAUUGAAGGAUCUACUAGGGGAUGGCAUCUUUGCAGUUGAUGGAGACAAAUGGCGGGAGCAGCGGAAGAUAGCGAGUUAUGAGUUCUCCACAAAGGUGUUGAGGGAUUUCAGCAGUGUAAUAUUCAGGAAAAAUGUGGCGAAAGUUGCCAAUAUAAUCUCCAAAGCUGCUGAUUCUAAGCAGUCCUUUGAUAUUCAAGAUCUCCUCAUGAAGUCAGCAUUGGAUUCUAUAUUCAAAGUUGCAUUCGGGGUUGACCUGGAUAGCAUGUGUGGUUCAAAUGAAGAAGGCAAGAAGUUUAGCUGUGCUUUCGAUGAUGCAAGUGCGCUGAGUCUUAAGCGUUAUGUGGAUAUCUUCUGGAAGAUCAAAAAAGCGCUUAAUGUGGGAUCAGAAGCUAAGUUAAGGGAAAACAUCAAAGUGGUUGAUGAUUUUGUAUAUAAGUUAAUCAAAAGCAAGACUGAGCAAAUGCACAAAUCAGCUGAUGAUUCGUCUUGGAAAAAGGACGACAUCUUGUCCAGGUUCUUGCGAGUGACUGAAACUGAUUCCAGGUACUUGCGCGACGUGAUAUUGAGCUUCAUAAUUGCUGGAAAAGACACAACAGCAACCACACUCUCCUGGUUAAUAUACAUGCUUUGCAAGCAUCCAAAUGUGCAGGAGAAGAUUGCUCAAGAAAUCAAAGGUUCAGCACAUGAGCAAGAGAUAACAGAUGUUGCUGAAUUUGCUGCCAGAUUGAGUGAUGAUUCAAUGGAAAAUAUGCACUAUCUUCAUGCUGCACUAACUGAGAUUCUCAGACUUUAUCCUGCUGUUCCAGUGACUUGUUUAAAUCAUACUUGUUUGUUAAUCUUUGCAAGCAUUUAUUCUACACCAAUUCAGUUGGAAAAUUCAGGAAAAUGGUGGGAAGAGGAAGAAGAAGAAAUAUCAUCCGAUUUUCUAGACAGGUUGAUUAGUCCUUUCCGCAAUGAAGUGUAUACUUCUGACCCGGCUAACGUUGACUACAUUCUGAAGACAAAUUUCGAAAACUAUAGCAAGUGGAAAAAGGACGCCAUCAUGUCCAGGUCUCUGAGGGGCAAAAAGAAAAUAAAAGUACACCUUAAUGAAAUAGCCGUAGAAGUACAUGUGUUUUGGGAUUUGAGCAUAAGCUCCCUUCCUAUUCUACAUAGGAAUAAUUCAGAAGCCCGAAAACCAUAUUGUAAUCAUCAAAGGAGACCAAAUGGUCAGAAUUUUGCCUUCAUGAAUGGCUCUUGUCGUGCAGCGAUGCGCCGGGAGGAAUUAUUCUGGUUCAUUUUCGGAUAUGGCCAUGCUUUCAGGCUGUUGCCCGCCAUUUUCAGAUCAUUUUCGAAACUGAAGCUUCAUACUCAUACAGCUCAGAGAAAUCCAGGGGGAAAAUUGUCGAAUAAAUCGAGCUUUUUAGUAUAUUCGGAAGAGGGUAUUUAUAAGUGCAAUCUCCAGUUGAGGAAUCUUGGCAAGGUUGGCAAAGUGAAUGAAGCUAGGAAGUUGUUCGAUGAAAUGACUGAAAGAAAUGUUGUCUCUUAUGCAUCCAUGAUUACCAUUUAUCUGAAACAUAAUAAUCUUCCUAAAGCUGAAAGCUUGUAUCUUGGAAUGCCUGAGAGAAGCGUGGUGGCCGACUCAGCUAUGGUCCAUGCAUAUGCCAAAUUAGGAAGGUUGGAAUUUGCUCGGGAAAUCUUUGAUCAUAUGCCUACCAAAAAUGUUUUUACCUGGACUGGUUUGAUUUCUGGGUAUUUGCAGUAUGGCAGAGUGGAUGAGGCUUGUCGACUCUUUAGAGAAAUGCCCGAGAAAAAUGAAAUUUCUUGGACCACCAUGCUGUUGGGUUUAGCUCGAAAUGGUUUGAUUGACCGCGCGAGGGAAACUUUUAAUCAGAUCCCUGAUAAAAAUGUGGUUUCUUGGACAGCCAUGAUUAGUGCUUAUGUGGAGAACUGCCAAGUUGAUAGCGCUCUUCAACUUUUCUAUCAAAUGCCGCACCCUAAUCUCUAUUCGUGGAAUAUUAUAAUAAAAGGGUGCUUGGACUACGAUAAAGCGACUGAAGCCUUGCAGUUAUUUAAUUCCAUCCCUGAGAGGAAUGCCGUUUCUUGGACUACUAUGAUUACGGGCCUUGCAGAUAAAGGAUGUAUAGACUUGGCGAGGAAGUACUUUGAUCAAAUGCCAAACAAGGAUAUAGUUGCUUGGAAUGCAAUGAUUACUGCCUAUGCUGAUAAAGACAACAUGGUUGAGGCUAGUUAUCUUUUCAAUGCAAUGCCAACUCGGAAUACAGUAACUUGGAACACAAUGAUCAAUGGUUAUGCCAAAAAUGGACCUCAAGAUCAAGCUCUUAAGCUUUUCAUUCUUAUGUUGCGCAGCUCCCAAAGAGCAAACGUCAUAGCUCUGACCUGUAUACUGAUUGCAUGUCAGGGCAUUUUUCAGCUACAGCAGUCUCAUGCUCUUGUCAUCCAGCUUGGUUUUGAGUUAGAGACCUCCUUGAUCAAUGCUCUUGUUACCAUGUAUUCCAAGAGUGGAGAUCUUAGUUCUGCUCGUUUGGCCUUUGACAAUCUUGAGGCCAAAGAUGUUUUCUCCUGGACUGCAAUCAUUCUUUCGUAUUCCAACCAUGGUUAUGGGAAUCUAGCACUAGUAACGUUUGCGCAAAUGCUUAGAUCGGGUAUUGAACCAGAUGAAGUCACUUUCUUAGGGGUUUUAUCAGCUUGUAGUCAUGCAGGUCUUGUGAAGAAAGGUAAAAAACUUUUCCUCUCCAUGAAUUCUGCCUAUGAUAUACAUCCAAAUAAAGACCAUUAUUGUUGUCUUGUUGACAUUCUUGGUAGAGCUGGCAUGAUCAAUGAGGCUGUUGAGGUAAUCAGCCAAAUGCCUCCGGGGGAAUGUGAUGGUGCUGUUAUAGGAGCAUUAUUAGGAUCCUGUAAGUUGCACGGGGAUGAGGUUGCCCAAGUGAAUAUUUUGGGGGAGAAAUUAUUAGAGCUCGAACCGUCUAUCUCAGGAAGUUAUGUCCUUCUGUCAAAUCUGUUUGCGGCAAGUGGACAAUGGGACGACUUUGCUCUUGUGAGAAAGAAGAUGAAAGACAGUGGAGUACAUAAAGUACCUGGUUAUAGUCAAAUAGAGGUUAAGGGGGAGAAUCAUGUAUUUUAUGCAGGAGAUAGGUCUCACAAUGAGAUCUAUCAAGUAUGUCAUCUACUCAAAGAAAAACUUCUACCUGUAAUGCUAGACAAACAUUGCAUCCUAGAAAGUUGCCAAUAA
Messenger RNA from Oldenlandia corymbosa var. corymbosa, 5217 nucleotides. NCBI's taxonomy places the organism in Eukaryota, Viridiplantae, Streptophyta, Magnoliopsida, Gentianales, Rubiaceae. The record is from the annotation of a GenBank genome assembly.